AUGGCAGAAACUCCAGCACAUUCUCAACAGGAUGGUUGUGGUUUUGUAGGAGCUAUUCUUCGGCGUGGGCCGACACGGCCAAACAGCAGCCGGACAUCAUCAUCAUCAUCAGGCCAAAGCAAGAACACCGGCCGAAUUAAGCUUCUUCUAACCUCAGCGAAUUCAAAGAGGCAGAGAAAUGGAAGCUCAGGCGAAGGCGAGUUAGCCAUCUCAAAUUCUUCAUCAAUGUUACCUAAAAAAGCUGAUCUUCCUAAGCCAUCAGGAAAACCACCCAAAAAACCAAGCCUAAAUACCAGCGCAACUACUGCAUUACACAGAAUUAGGCCUAAUGAAAAUAAGGACUCUUCCAAAAGCUCAAUGUCGUUUUUCAACAACGCGAGCAUGGUUGGUUCGAGUAUGAUCAGUGGCUCACAAGUUGUGAACUCUGAAUACACUAAGAAGCUGAGGAGGGAACCAACUUUCACAUCAGGUGAACUGAGUGUGUCCACUGUUAAAAGGAUCAAUAAAGAAAGCGACAGCGGGCGCUUGUAUAAAGCCUCAGCAAACAGCGUUAUGCUUUUACGCGAACUGGGAAAUUUGAACCAAAAUGCCCACAGCAAACCGGUGAAAGUCCCUGCAAUUGGUAACAUUUUGAGGAAGCAGCGAAAUGAGAGGAAUGUCAGUAACUCAUUCAGGGAGGGGAAGAAUGGAAUGAUGAUGAAUCAGAUGGAUUCUGAUUCACUGAAAUCUCUUGGAAAUGAAAGGUUCAAAGAGGGAAAAUUUGAGGAGGCAUUGGAUUUGUACAAUCAAGCCAUUGCAGUUGAUCCAAACAAGGCAUCUUUCUAUAGCAACAAGAGUGCUGCUCUGAUGAGUCUAGGCCGUCUCACGGAAGCAGUUUUCGAAUGUUCAGCCGCUAUUAGCCUGGAGCCCUAUUACCAUAAUGCUCAUUACCGUAUGGCAAGACUGUAUAUCAGAUUGGGAGAAGCAGAGAAAGCAAUAGACCAUUACGAGCAAUCAGGCCGUAAAGCAAGCAGUAAGGAUAUUGCAGAAGCUGAGAAACUUCGGAUACACAUUCGUAAAUGUUCAGGUGCUCGGAGGGAGAAAAACUGGGAGGCAUUACUCAAUGAUAGCCGAGAAGCAAUAAAUAUCGGAGCAGAUUCAGCACCACAGGUCUAUGCUAUGCAAGCAGAGGCACUGAUGGAAUUGCGCAGGCACGAAGAGGCCUACAAAGUCAUCGAUGAAGGACCUAACGUUAGUGUUGAGCUUUGUACUAAGUUAUUUGGGGCUUCUGAAACUGCAAAGUUAAUGAUGGUUCGGGCAAAAGUUUACCUGACAGCCGGAAGAUUUGAGGAUGCAGUGAAUAUUGUUACUCAGGCAGCAAAAAUGGCCACAAGUGAUGAAGUGCAUUCGCUCGCAAAGAGGAUUAACUCGGUUGCAUCAUCGCGAAAAGCAGGAAACAAGCUGUUCAGCUCAUCAAGAUAUGUAGAUGCUUGUCUUGUCUAUACAUCAGCAUUAGAUGAAGUGCCACACAACUCCAUCUUGUUAUGCAACAGAGCAGCCUGCAGAUCAAAGCUCGGACAACACGAGAAAGCAGUCGAAGAUUGUACUGCAGCCCUAUACGUUCGACCUUCCUACAGCAAGGCCAGAUUGAGAAGGGCUGAUUCCAAUGCAAAGUUGGAAAGAUGGGAGGCUGCAUUAAAAGACUAUGAAAUACUAAUCCAAGAAGUCCCUGGAGAAGAAGAGGUGAGAAAGGGAUACUCAGAAGCUAUUCAAAGGGUUAAAAGACAGCAGAAGUACGAAAACCAGGAACCACCAAGAAGAAGUCUUAGCCUGAAGGAUGCCUUAGUAAAUGAGAAGCCUGUUGAAUUUGUUACAGCAGCUGAUUUCUACUGCAAUUCUGACAGCUUCAAGACAUUAAAAGUAUCAAUAGAUGGAAACAGCAGAGCGAAUCGCGUUACACCAGAAUUCAACCGCCCUGUUACAACUUUGCAAGAGAUUUUCACUCGUUAA
Molecule: messenger RNA, 1989 nt
Organism: Oldenlandia corymbosa var. corymbosa
Lineage: Eukaryota; Viridiplantae; Streptophyta; Magnoliopsida; Gentianales; Rubiaceae
Source: the annotation of a GenBank genome assembly